Acipenser ruthenus (sterlet) is the source of this 2464-nucleotide messenger RNA. Its product is annotated as fin bud initiation factor-like. The record is from RefSeq and is a predicted model, not a curated record. The transcript has a single exon. NCBI's taxonomy places the organism in Eukaryota, Metazoa, Chordata, Actinopteri, Acipenseriformes, Acipenseridae. Bases 573 to 1202 code for a protein of 209 amino acids.
AAGUGACGGAGCUGUGCUGUAAUUUGAGAGCAGACAUAUCCAAGGGAUAUCAUUAGCCAACCAAAGACAGCAUGCCUUCGCUAUCCAGAUGUUGAAGUAGCAGAAGAGACGGCCAAAGACACUACAAAACCGUUCCCCAAUCCAACUCUCUACUCCUUCAAGGCUGAAAACAUCCUCGGUAAAUUCAACAGCCAAGAAAAAAAAAACGAAAAAAACAACACACAGACAUUUCAUCCUGCAACCAUAGCUGUUCUUCUUCUUCUUGUUAUCCAGAGGAAUUAUUCUUAUCACAGAGGGCAUCAAGGGGGAAAUCAUCUUAAAACCUUAAAACCCUGUUUCCGUUUGUUUUACGCGUUUCGUUUUUUUUUUUUUGUUUUUUGGGUUUUUUUUUUUUUUUUGCAAACUUUACUGGAAAGCCUAUUGGUAUUUUGCAAGCAAAUCGUUAUUAAAUAUUUCGAAACGGUGUGUUUAUUGAAACUAAAACCCUGAUAAGGAUUAUACGCGUUUUAACAUAUAAAAGAAAUAACACACACACACAAACUAAAACUUUUGAUAUUUAGAUAAUUACAAAAAUGCUUGGCUUUAAGUUGUUGUUGGCUGCUGGUGUUUUUCUGUUGCCCGUAUGCUGUGAUUUUUACAAUGGCCCACUCUUCCCAGAAAUGUCAAACGGGACUCUGCACCACUACUUCGUCCCAGAUGGAAAUUAUGAGGAAAACGACGACCCGGAGACCUGCCAGAUGCUUUUUAAAAUGACCGACCACAGAAAGUGUGGAAUGGAGCAAGACCAGGACUCGGUGAUCCUAGACGACUUUACAAUCAUAAAGCGGCAGAUUGAGGAUGCCGGGCGGGUGCUGGAGGGAGUCGGAAAGAGCAUCUCGUACGAUUUGGACGGGGAAGAGAGCUACAGCAAUUACCUGAGGAGGGAGAUGUCACAGAUCGGGGAAGCAUUUACCAAUUCCGAGAAAUCUUUAAUCGAACUGGAAGUGAAGUUCAAACAGAGCCAGGAGAACGAGCUGAAAGAGGAGCAUCGCAUCAACGAUGACUUUUUGGACAUGAUAGUGCACACCCGCGGCGUCCUGUCAGGCACAUUGGAUACGUCAGUCGGGUUAAAGGAUAAACAUGAGCUCCUCUCUUUGAUCAUAAGGAGCCACGGGACAAGGUUAAGCAGACUCAAAAACGAGUAUGUGAAAGAGCUUUCUUAACGACAUGAUAAUAUAAUACACAUGUGCAAAAUAACACAGGUGCUAAGCAUGCGUCUAAGCAUGAAUGCAUGCAAAAGUGUUGCAACAUUGGUAUAGAAAACAUUUAACAUCAAUGCUUAGUCCCUUUAUGCGUCUGUCAAAAGUAGUGUACGGUUGCUAUAUUGCAAUCUUCUGCUCUAUCUCUAGGUUCAAUGCCAGAAUAAGACUUUCUUGAAGGUAAAAUGUUGUUAUUCUGCACCUUAGCUAAAGUGUUUGCUUUAACCCUUAUGCACCUGAUGUCAUACUAAAAAGAAGAAACAAGUUAUUUAUUGUGCUGCAGCCAGUUUUUUUUUUCUUGUGUUAAAAGUUAGAGAUGUGCUUAAUGCAGCCCUUUGUUUGGCUGAGUUUAUCUGUAAUAUGCAUGCAAGUUACUAUCUGAAAUACGAAUUUACCGUUUACUGCUAUCUGAGCACAUUCUAUCAGGUAACCCCUCCUAAAAUAAAUAUACUCCGGUGACAAGGCACGACUUUAAUUAUUUGUGUCAUUGGAAAAACACUUGUAAAACAUGAUCAUUCAGAAUGCUAUGCAUACGUUUCAGUAGAACAAUUGAGUACUGAACAGAUCACGGGGUACUAUAGCUGCAGUCCUGCAUGAGCAACAUGACCAUUGAGCAUUACUGCAAAGUAAAAAAGAAAUACAAAUUCAGCAUUAGUAUUGAAGUACUUUGGAGUAGAUUCAUUAAAAAAAGAAACAUUAAAAGGCAAUAGAAAAGUCCAGUAUUGUGUACACCAUUCUACAAACGUACUUAGUCUAUGUCUAGUAUUGCAUGCCAUUUCUAAUAUCCUGGUCCUACAUCUUAUACUAUAUAUUAAAAGGCCAUUGCUAAGUUAUUGUGAUUUCGUCCAAAUCUAAGUUGGUAUUCAAUGCUUUGCCCUGUGCUAAAUUGGAUUUGGUGUACAUCAAAGUCAGCUAUGUUUAUCUCCAGGGGUAUUUGGUACAUAUACUGCAGAUGUCUUCACCCAACCAAAACCUGAUUCAGAAGUACUUUGGCCCAUAUUCACAAAGCAUCUUCCAUCGUGCUUCAAUAACACGUGUUUUAUUUUUCUAAAAAAGAAAACAAAAUGUUGGUGUUACAAAGCUUAAAAAAAUUAAGUCAGGAUGCUAAUUUAAGAGCCUCUGCUAUGGCUGUUUCUAGCUUGUUACUUGUACAAAUAAAAUGUGGUAAGUGCUUUGUGAUCGUAAUCCACUAUCUUAGUAGGAAAAUAAAAACGUUUUGAUCUUAA